Dunckerocampus dactyliophorus (ringed pipefish) is the source of this 803-nucleotide messenger RNA. RefSeq names its product myosin regulatory light chain 2, ventricular/cardiac muscle isoform. Gene Ontology annotation, cellular component: cytoplasm; myofibril. NCBI's taxonomy places the organism in Eukaryota, Metazoa, Chordata, Actinopteri, Syngnathiformes, Syngnathidae. The transcript has 7 exons. The record is from RefSeq and is a predicted model, not a curated record. Bases 67 to 576 code for a protein of 169 amino acids. Gene Ontology annotation, molecular function: calcium ion binding. Gene Ontology annotation, biological process: muscle cell fate specification; cardiac muscle contraction; heart development.
GACACCCCCCAUCAUCCCCAUUGUUCACUGGCAUCAUUGUUGGUCUCACCUCACAGCUGCUCAGCCAUGGCCCCCAAAAAAGCCAAGAAGAGGACAGCAGAGGGAGCCAAUUCCAACGUGUUCUCCAUGUUUGAGCAGGCCCAGAUUCAGGAAUUCAAGGAGGCCUUCACCAUCAUGGACCAGAACAGAGACGGUUUCAUCGACAAGAACGACCUGAGGGACACUUUUGCAGCACUUGGACGCCUGAAUGUGAAACAGGAAGAGAUUGAUGAGAUGCUCAAAGAAGCUCCAGGCCCAAUCAACUUCACCAUCUUUCUCACCAUGUUUGGGGAGAAACUGAAAGGUGCUGAUCCAGAAGAGACCAUCCUCAAUGCGUUUAAAGUGUUUGACCCUGAGGGGAAAGGUGUGCUGAGGAAGGACUACGUGACACAAAUGCUGACAACACAAGCAGACCGAUUCACCCUAGAAGAGAUGGAGCAGAUGUUUGCUGCCUUCCCCCCAGAUGUGGCAGGGAACCUGGACUACAAGAACCUGGUGCACAUCAUCACCCACGGAGAGGAAAAAGACCAGGAAUGAUGCGUCUCUUAAAAGGACAGAGACGUUAGGAAAUUUAUGGACUGUGGUCAAUGUAUGCUGGUGCCAUAGCUUCUUUGCUGCAAGAUCACACAAUUGGAUCAAGACCAGACCCUCCCCAAACAAUGGACAUAUGCCAGAACCUACACCACAUUUCACGUUAGUCCCAUCCUUGUUUUUAUUUUUUUUUUCAAUGAAGAUAUCCAUCAGGUCUGUGCUUGUUUGUCAAA